AAGACAAGCUACGCAGCAGGAAUCCUGGGGAGCGGAUGGAUUUUUGCCAGUCUCCCCAAAGAAAUGUGACUUUUAACAUAUGCUCCAGAAAGACACAAUGUUUACCCAACGACUGAAAGGAUCCGUAGCCUUAUGGACAUGGGUUUUUAUAUGGACAGUUACCGGACUUGAUAAGGACGGAAGAUCUGUAUGGGAAAAAGACCUAGGUUUAAGUCCGGUGAAUGAAACCCUGAUGUUUUUGCAUGACACGUUCCCCCAAAGGUUCCUCUGGGGUGUAGGUACCAGCUCGUUUCAGGUGGAGGGCAGCCAGAGGAAAGAUGGCAAAGGAGCCUCAAUAUGGAAUCACUUCAUGCAUUUACCAGAAUUCAGACCAGAUGACUCCAGUGGCAGCUACACUUUUCUAGGGAAGGAUUUAUUAGCUCUGGAUUUUUUGGGAGUCUCUUCUUACCAUUUUUCAAUUUCAUGGCCAAGGCUCUUUCCCACUGGGAUGGCAACAGCUGUCAAUGAAAGAGGGCUCCGCUACUACAAUUCUCUCCUGGAUGCUCUAGUUCACAGACGCAUUGAGCCUGUAGUCACCCUUUACCAUUGGGAUUUGCCUUGGGAGCUGCAAAAGAACUACGGGGGCUGGAAAAAUGAGUCCCUGGUUGAUAUUUUCAAUGCCUAUGCCACUUUUUGCUUCCAGACGUUUGGAGAUCGCGUUAAGUACUGGAUUACAAUCCACAAUCCUUAUCUAGUUGCUUGGCAUGGGUAUGGCACAGGGCUUCAUGCACCCGGAGAGAAGCAGGAAAGAGCUGUGUACGCAGUAGGACAUAAUCUGAUCAAGGCUCAUGCGAGAGUCUGGCAUAAUUACAACAAAUAUUUCCGACCUCAUCAGAAUGGAUUUCUGUCAAUCACAUUGGGAUCCCACUGGAUUGAACCUAACAGAUACAAGGACAAUUCAGACCUUGCAAAGUGUCAGCAGUCCAUACAGAAAGUGCUGGGAUGGUUCGCCAAACCAAUACAUGGCGAUGGAGAUUACCCUGAAGAGCUGAAGGCUGAACUUCCUUCUAUACUGCCAAAUGUUACCAAGGCAGAGAAAAAACAGAUUAAAGGGACAGCUGACUUUUUUUCAUUCUCUUUUGGGCCGGAUAAUUUUAUGCCGCUGAGCAGGCUGCCAAAAAUGGGCCAAGUUAUCUCACUCAACCUAAGGAACGCAUUGAACUGGAUUAAACUGGAAUAUAACAGUCCUAGAAUCCUGAUUGCAGAAAAUGGAUGGUUCACCAACAGCCAUGUAAAAACAGAAGAUACCACCAUUAUCUACUUAAUGAAGAAUUUCAUUAAUAAGGUCUUACAAGCUAUUAAAUAUGAUCAAAUUGAUGUAUUUGGUUACGCGGCUUGGUCCCUUCUGGAUGGAUUUGAAUGGCAACAUGGUUAUCACAACAGACGGGGAUUAUUUUAUGUAGAUUUCAAUAGUAAGGAAAAGGAGCGGAUUCCCAAGUCUUCUGCAUAUUAUUACAAGCAAAUAAUACAGGAAAAUGGUUUUCCCAUGGAGGAAUCUACCCCAGUUUUGCACGGUCAGUUUCCCUGUGACUUCUCCUGGGGUGUGACAGAGCCAGUUAUUAAGGCGGAAUCUGUAGCUUCCUCUCCACAGUUCUGCGAUCCCAACUUGUACCUCUGGAAUAUUACGGGAGAUGGCCUUUUCUACCCGGUGAAAGGAGUGAAACUGAAAACCCGGCCAGCCCAAUGUACAGACUUUGUCAGCAUUAAAGCGCAACUGAAGCUGUUGUCUAAACUGAAUAUCACCCACUACAGAUUUGCACUCAAUUGGCAGCUAGUUCUACCAGGUGGUGACUUGUCAUCUAUUAAUAGGCAAAUCCUUCGAUACUAUCGAUGCGUGAUCAGUGAGAUGCUCAAACUCAACAUUCAACCUAUGGUCACCUUAUAUUACCCAACUCAUCGCUCUCUGGGCCUGCCUGGGCCUCUACUUCAAAAUGGCGGAUGGUUAAACCAGUCCACGGUCCAGGCAUUUAGAAAUUACGCAGGAAUGUGUUUUCAGGCGCUUGGGGACUUGGUUAAGUUCUGGAUCACAAUAAAUGAGCCCAACCGACUCAGCGAGAUUUACAACAGCAGCAGUAAUGAUACCUAUCGGGCAGCACACAAUUUAUUGAUCGCACACGCCUUGGCCUGGCAUGUCUAUGAUAAGCAAUAUCGAUCCUUUCAGGAGGGCCAGGUGUCUUUGUCUUUGCAUUCGGAUUGGGCCGAACCUGCCAAUCCCUUUCUUGACCCCCAUUGGGACGCUGCAGAAAGGUUCCUUCAGUUUGAAAUAGCCUGGUUUUCAGAUCCAAUUUUUAAGACAGGGGACUAUCCAGUAGCCAUGAGAGAAUACAUUGACUCUAAGAACACCAAAGGCCUCUCUGGUUCGUCUCUGCCACAUUUCACAAACGAAGAGAAGAAACUCGUAAAAGGGACAGCGGAUUUCUAUGCACUGAAUCACUUCACGACAAGAUUUGUAAUCCAUGAGUCAAAAAACGGAAGCCGGUAUGACCUUGAUCGGGACAUUCAGUUUCUGCAAGAUUUCACCUGUCUGAGUUCCCCAUCUCGCUCAGCAGUCGUACCUUCAGGUUUACGCAAAAUCCUAAAUUGGAUUAAAAAGCGUUACGGUGACAUUGAUAUCUAUAUCACCGCAAACGGGGUAGUCGAUCAGUCAUUACAAAAUGACGGACUUCGUAAAUAUUAUAUUGAAAAGUAUGUACAGGAAGCCUUAAAAGCUUACUAUAUCGACAAAGUCAACGUUAGAGGCUAUUUUGCAUUUAAACUGACUGAUGAAAUAUCCAAACCCAGACUUGGAUUCUUCACCUCUGAAUCCAAAGCCAAGGCUUCUGUCCAAUUCUACAACCAUCUGAUUAGCAGCAGUGGCUUUCCGUUGGAACCUACAAAUAAUGUGUGCAGUCAAUUAAAGGAAAAAGCAUCCUGUACUGUUUGCCUAUUUCUAAUACAGAAAAAGGCGCUAAUAUUCUUUGGAUGCUGCCUUUUCUCUACAGUCAUUUUGCUUUUAAGUAUUAUUAUUUUUCACAACAGAAAAAAGAGGAAAUGGUAUUGGUCAAAGACCUUCCAGCACAUCUAUGUUCCCGUUAAAACUAAACAUAAGAAUGUUCUCAACCGGAUAUAGAUACAUUUUUCCGCAUAUAUGUCAACAGCAAGAGUGAGAAAUUAUUGGAAGUACUCAAGUCACUCCAGUUUUGUAUACCAAGGUUCUUAUAAAAGACAAUAUAUAAAGUAAAAUCCAUAUGAGCGGACUUAUGCUUUUGCAAUAGGAAUUUCUUACCUGGCAGGGGAGACACCAUGAUCACAUCUGUUCCAGAGAUUUACUAAACCCUUAGGGGCAUAAAAGGGUGCCAUGGGAGAGGCUGCAGGGGGCAGUGGGAAUUCAAUCCACCACUGGUGUCCAUUUCACUAGCAUUCUGCUGACAUCAUUGGAUCUAACCCACAGCUUUGUAUCUAGAAUUCUUCAUUUUAUGUUUACAGCCAGGGAGUCCCAAGAUGUUUAGUCACUUUCUUCUUCACCAUGAAGUCACUCUUAGAACUCUUAGCCUCUUGCCCUUUUAUACUGUCAUCAAGCAUGAGAAGGCAGAGGUGAAGAAAACUUGCCUAGAAAUCCAGGGCCUAACCUUUAACUCCCCCUGCCCCAAGCUUCAAAUUAACCUUUCAGAUCGAUGCAAGUUGAACUGUAGUCAUUCCUAUGAGAGCAAGGCUUUAGGACAGAUAUAUCAAGGAAAAAGAAAUGGUAUCAGUUUAGUAGACUUAAAUUAUUUUAAUUAUCUUUCAAACCGAAAUGCUUCUUUUGUGGAGCCUGGAAUAGCCAUUUAACUUGUUUGACUUGAAAAGGACACGAAGAUUUAAGUAUGUGCGCACUUUUAUACAAAUGUUUUAUAGAAAUGUCUUCAGAUUUAUGGAGUUACUAAGCUAUGCCAGCAUCUUUUGUAGUUUGCAGGCGUAAUGUUUAGACCAUCCCUUGUUUUUACCUUUCUUAAACUUCAAUCUUAUUAAUAUUUCUUAUGAACCAAAGAGUUGAAUCUCACUUCUAAAACUCUGGAUAUCACAUACAAAUAUUCAACUACCAACUUGUCCCCAGAAAACUGAACACUGCAAUAUUUACAACACAGCUGGUAAUUUAAACGUUAAUUCAGGAGAAGAGUACUAGUCCUCACAGUUGUAAAAGAAAUGCUGAAAGUUGCAUGAAUGUGAGGAAUGAAACAUUUCUCCAAAGCAGGGGUUAAACCUCUUUCACUCCAAGGGCUUAAUUCCAUUUCAGAAAAGCUGGGGUGGGGUGGGAGAUAUGCUUUCCAAUUGUGGGUGGAGCUUAACGCAAAGUGGGUGGCAGCAAAAAAUACCAGCAUAUUUUAGUUUAAAGCUCUUACUGCCAACAGCAAAUGUCAGGAAACCACCACAGAAUUGGUGGCUGGAGGGGAAAUGAUGGGGCCAUCUGGGGAACCCUAGCUUGGGAUGCCAGGCCUGAUAUUCACCACUCCUGCUCAAAAGCAACAGCUCUUUAACAGCACAUGGUUACCCCAGCUUCUGCAUCAAGCACAGGCUGAAAUUUAAUUCCUCCACUGUCGUCAGCAAAAAAGAGGCAGCAAAUGAAGGAAUCAAAAUAGGAGGAUCAAAACAGGAAUGUGCAGGUUGGCCUGAAAGAGCUUUCAACAGUCAGUUAGAUAUGGGAAGAAUUAAAAUCAGAAAAUACAGGGCCCUGUCUGGGUUUCAAAACAGGAGGGUUUAAGAUUUUAGAGACCAUGGCAGGAUCUACACAACUGCUUUGUAAUUAUUUAUAACAUUUUUGUCAACUGUUCGGGCCCAGGAGAGUUUUCAAAGUGUUAUAUCCUGCUUGUUGUAGAUUUGGCCCAUAUUAGAAAUUGCUGGAACCAAGAAAAAAAAUAUUAGCGAGAAGUACACACAUUUCCAGGGCACAACCAUAUUUUGGAAGCAUGAGAUACAUUUUUUAAAGUAACCUUCAAAAAUAUUGGCCUAUUUGUGUUGCUAGAAUUUCCAGAUUCUAUGACGUCAGUGAAUGUAAACAAAUACAGGAAAUAUCAGUUUAAUAUUUAAUUGAAUACCGUUAUUUAAAAGCUGGACUUUACUCCAGGCUUUUUAGGACCAAAGCAGCAAAAAUACAGUUGUUUUUUCUAUUGUCUCAAGGCUUAUACACGUCCUUCUUAUUGGGGGGUGGGGGGCAGGAGACACGAUCUGUAAUAAACAAACUUUAUUGUAACUUAUUUAUAUGAGAUGUGCAAUUCACACAAUUCUGUAUCCAGGUUAAAAUGUUCAAUGCCAACUGGCAAAUCCUCUGAAAUGGUCGCUCUUUAA
This is a messenger RNA of Elgaria multicarinata webbii, 5340 nucleotides long. It is a transcript of the gene KLB, whose product is annotated as klotho beta. Gene Ontology annotation, biological process: carbohydrate metabolic process. The record is from RefSeq and is a predicted model, not a curated record. The transcript has 5 exons. Bases 80 to 3148 code for a protein of 1022 amino acids. NCBI's taxonomy places the organism in Eukaryota, Metazoa, Chordata, Lepidosauria, Squamata, Anguidae. Gene Ontology annotation, molecular function: hydrolase activity, hydrolyzing O-glycosyl compounds.